AUGGCACCCUACGAUGGGACUACUGACCCAGGUAGCCACAUAAGUACUUUCAACAUAGUAAUGCGAGUCAGUAAUGUCGGAUACAAACUCAUAUGUAGGCUCUUCUCGACUACACUCACUGAACCAGCAAAAACCCGGUUUGACAAAUUCUGGAAACACUUGAUCUCAUCGUGGGAACAACUGUCCCGGGAAUUCAAAAAGCAAUUCCAGGUUGUGAAGAGUAUCAAACCCGAGGCAUCAGCCUUGACUAAUGUUAGGCAGCAGCCACAUGAGUCGUUGAAAAAUUACCUGGCGAGAUUUAACAUAGAAGUAGCACGAGCUCGAAAUGUCGAUGACAACGAUCAUAUCAUGGUAGUACGAGAUGGAGUAUUGCCAGGGAUUCCCCUUUGGGACGACAUGCAAAGAAAACCCAUGAGGUCAAUAGCCAAGUUCAAUACUCGGGCCCAGAGGUUUGUCAAUGUAGAAGAGGCAAGGUUGGCACUCAAACUGACUUCUCAGCCCGUAAUAACUACAACAACAAACGUUAACUCAACCACCACCUCGGCUACACCCUCCACGUCACAACCCUCAGAAGACAACCCUUCCAAGAGAAAGAAGAAUGAAAGGAAUAACUCAAAGAUUGACAUGGGAAAGGAGAAAAAAAGAGAAAAAUACUUCUCCAUUUACAUAGUUUAUACCAAACUCGCAUAUACUCAGGAAAACAUAUUUGUCACCAAUGAAAACCAGGUCCCUUUCAAACGACCUGAUCCAAUGCGAAACCAAAAAUCCAAGAGGGAUGCCAACAAGUUAUGCAGAUUUCACAAGGAUAUAGGUCAUACCACUGAUGAAUGCAGACAGUUGAAGGACGAGAUCGAAUGUUUGAUCUCAAGAGGAUACUUCAUGCAAUACGUCCGAAACAGAAACAUGGCCCAAGCUUCACUUGAACGGAAGGUAGCUCCUACAUAG
This is a messenger RNA of Humulus lupulus (European hop), 945 nucleotides long. RefSeq lists its product as uncharacterized. The record is from RefSeq and is a predicted model, not a curated record. Lineage: Eukaryota; Viridiplantae; Streptophyta; Magnoliopsida; Rosales; Cannabaceae. The coding region runs from base 1 to 945 and encodes 314 amino acids. The transcript has a single exon.